AUGCCAUCUUUGUCCAACGACAGCUACCCCACGGCCACGGCAACGGCAACGACAACGACAACAACCACACAUCCCCACUCGUUCGAAUCCCCUCAUCGCAAAUCGCACGAUAAGAACUCCGUCGGAAAUACCUUCCUGUGGACAAACUGGGCCAACGGCAACGGUAACGGCAACGGCAACGGCAACGGCAACGGCACCAUCAACAUCAACGGAGACGCGAACCCUGACGCUGUUCAGAAUGACCGCCUUCUCCAUUUGAACGGAAGCGCAUACUCUUUGAAUGGCCCACGAUCGAGCGUCAGUUCUUAUACGCGCGAUCUGCCCUCCAAGGACGGCAGCAUGCACUCGUUAGGAAACGGGUCGGUUAGAGACCCUCGGGACGCUGGCUGGCCGACCGCCAUGUUGGAUCGGAAGUCAUCGGACGCUGGACCUGGAGCAGGCUCCAUGACAGCGUCCACUUCUAGCCAGCAAGUGAACGGUACCGCCCUCAGCCAGCGGUCUCUCCAAGGGAAGCAGAUGGCCAAUGGGGAUGCUCACCGUCCCUCCGCAGAUGAACCAUUUGUCUCGGAUCAGGCUACUAUUUCUUCCCCUUCUCUGUUACAGAUUCCACAACAGGACGACUCCGGCCGUCACUCCCCAGACCCGGAACGAUUGGCCCCCAGACCCAACCAGCACCGCUACUCAUCACCACCUGCCACCACGACCGAUGUCACCUCAAUGCCUGAUUCACAACCGUCCAGUGUCCGACAACGACACUCACUACAAGUUCCGAGAGCGCCCAGUGUUCGAAGGAAUAGCCGAGACCAGAAUGAUGACAUUGCCUAUAGCAGUGGCCGACUUUCACCAACCACUGGUAGCGGUCGGCGAACUUCAUUCGGUAUGGUUCGGCGUGGAACGAAAGCAAGCAUAUCGGAUGUGCCGCUGGACGAAAUACAGGCCGAUGAUGAGGCAGCACGAUGGGCGGAAGCAAUCAAACAGAGGCGCGCCUCGCGACGACGGCGCGAGGAUGACGACGAUGACCGGGUUAUCGUGGGCACCAAGGUCGACCAGAACCACGUCAACUAUGUCACCGCAUACAACAUGUUGACUGGCAUUCGUUUCACGGUGUCGCGAAUCAAUGCGAAGAUGGACCGGGAGCUCACCCCGGCCGACUUUGAUGCCAAGCAUAAGUUUUCCUUUGAUAUUACUGGAAACGAAUUAAUACCCUCCGCAAAAUACGAUUUCAAAUUCAAGGAUUAUGCGCCUUGGGUUUUCCGACACCUUCGCGCCAAGUUCCGACUCGAUCCGGCCGAUUACCUGAUGUCCCUCACCAGCAAGUACAUACUGUCUGAAUUGGGCUCGCCUGGCAAGAGUGGCAGCUUCUUCUACUUCUCGCGCGACUACAAGUACAUAAUCAAGACCAUCCACCACGCCGAGCACAAACUCCUUCGAAAGAUCCUGCCCGAAUACUACCGACACGUCGAAAAGAACCCGAAUACUUUAAUUUCGCAGUUCUAUGGAUUACAUCGUGUGAAGAUGGCAUACGGACGGAAGAUUCACUUCGUGGUGAUGAACAACCUGUUCCCGCCUCACCGUGAUAUUCACCAGACAUUCGACCUGAAGGGCUCAACCAUUGGACGAGAUUUGCAGGAAUCGGAUCUUGAGCGCAACCCGCGGGCGACCAUGAAAGAUCUGAACUGGGUUCGGAGAAACCGUCACCUGCAGUGUGGCCCAUCGAAGCGCGACUUCUUCAUUGAACAGUUGAAACGAGAUGUCGAAUUGCUCAAGAAGCUCAAAAUCAUGGACUACUCUCUCCUGGUUGGAAUACACGAUACAGGACGCGGCAAUGAAGAGAAGUUGCGUGACAAGACUUUACAAGUCUUCCAGCCUGGGGGUGACCGCGAAGAGGAAGCGAGUCCGAACAUGCUUAUCCGCACCCCUUCCAAGCUGGAAAAUGAGCGCAAGGCUCGGGAGCUCCGCAUGUUGAUCAAGCGCGAGCGACCUGUGCCUUUAGAUAAAGCAGCUGCCAAGAUGCCGGACGAGAUUCUCGACGAACGGAAGUUCCACGUCUUUUAUGCCGAUGAUGGUGGUUUCCGAGCUACCCAUGAGAAUGGGCAACCCGGCGAAGAGAUCUACUAUCUAGGGAUCAUCGAUUGUUUGACUCACUACGGAAUGGUCAAGAAGAUGGAGCACUUCUUCAAGGGCCUUUCCAGCGAUCGAACUCAGAUCUCGCCCAUCCCUCCGGAGGGAUAUGGUGAUCGAUUCAUCAACUUCGUCAAGGGCAUCACUAUGUCUAAGGAAGAAGCUGAGCAACGACGUGAAUCGAAGGCUUCCGCACGGCAACCGUCGGGAGAGAAGAGACCAUCGUCAAGAUCCUCUUCUGUCGAAAGGACCAUGCAUGAGGCCGAGAAGGAGGCUGCGAAGGAUGUAUCAAUCACACACCCUCGAACCCUCGGAACCGUAUGGGACCCCAACGAUGCCGGUGGCCCCGGCCCGACCUCGACACUCCCGAUAGUGGAAGAGGCGGGUGAAGCCAGCAGCGUCGGAGACCAAAGUUCACACAGCCGUCACCGUCCCACCGACAAAGAACUUCCUCCCGUUCCUAUCGAUGACCGCCCCCAGCCCCCCAGCAAAGACAUCAAAGGCAAAGAUGUUGACCGCGGAGAAGCCCCGGCCCUGAGCCCACGGAAGCAAUAA
This is a messenger RNA of Penicillium atrosanguineum, 2676 nucleotides long. Its product is annotated as 1-phosphatidylinositol-4-phosphate 5-kinase. The transcript is spliced from 2 exons. Gene Ontology annotation, biological process: phosphatidylinositol metabolic process. The coding region runs from base 1 to 2676 and encodes 891 amino acids. Lineage: Eukaryota; Fungi; Ascomycota; Eurotiomycetes; Eurotiales; Aspergillaceae. Gene Ontology annotation, molecular function: phosphatidylinositol kinase activity. The record is from RefSeq and is a predicted model, not a curated record.